UACACUUAAAUACUUGUACACUCUCACACUCCCUCUCAUUCUUCCCUAGAGAAAACAAAAUAAUAGAUUUUGUAGCGAAAAUGGCGCUAACUGAUGUUUCGAAAAGUGUAGUCAUGUUGUUUCUUUUGGCGGCGAUAAGCUUGAUUAGUGCUGAUACAUCUAGCCCUCCUUUAACAUUGGAAUAUUACAAGUCUACGUGUCCUCGAUUGCUUAGUAUUGUAAGGAAAGAAAUGGAAUGUGCUGUUCUUUCUGACCCUCGUAAUGCAGCUACUAUAGUACGGUUACACAUGCAUGAUUGCUUUGUCCAGGGGUGCGAUGGAUCAGUGCUAUUGGAUGAUACCUUGACAUUUAAAGGAGAAAAGAAAGCUAGUCAAAAUAAGCAUUCCUUAAGAGGGUUUAAGAUUAUGGAUAGGAUUAAGAUGAUGGUGGAGUCUGAGUGUCCCGGAGUUGUUUCUUGUGCUGAUAUCCUCACUCUUGCAGCUAGGGAUGCGGUUAUUUUGGUUGGAGGGCCGUAUUGGGAUGUUCCAUUGGGAAGAAAGGAUGCUCGAAGUACAAACCCUGAACUAGCCGAGGCUAACAUUCCUGGUGCUAACGAAGGCCUUCUUUCCCUCAUCUCAAAGUUCGCUUAUCAGGGUCUGUCUGUCACUGAUAUGGUAGCCCUCUCAGGUGCUCACACCAUCGGAAUGGCACGAUGUGAGAAUUUCAGGGCAAGAAUCUAUGGAGACUUCGAUUUGACAUCAGAAAAAGACCCUCUGUCAGAGGCUCACCUUAGCAACCUAAGAUCUGUUUGUCCUGCAGUUGGGGGUAACAACAAUAAUGUAUCAGCAUUAGAUUACGAAACUCCUGAUCUUUUCGACAACUCAUACUAUCAGAUCCUGCUAAAAGGUCAGGGGCUCCUGAACUCGGAUCAAGAAAUGUAUUCGAGCAUGUUUGGGAUCCAAACCAAGUACCUUAUGCGAAAAUAUGCUGAAGAUCCCUUACAGUUUUUCAAGCAGUUCGCUGAAUCUAUGGUAAAGAUGGGAAAUAUUACUAAUGCUGAUAGUUUUGUCAAUGGAGAAGUUCGGAACAACUGCAGGUUUGUUAACUCAUUGAGCCACACUGAAUGAGUUUUCGGUGUUAACUGGACCUUGUGGUCAUGUUUUGUGACUAAGUUCAAGAGUUUAAUUCAAUGCUCGGAAUCAAUUCAGUAUGAAAUCAGAAAUGUGUACAAGAUGUUAAAAUUUUGAACCUACAAUGCCUGGGUCAUGUUGUAUUUAACUAUAUCUAUAUGAUCAUUAAUAACUGCUAUGCUACUCCUUUUGUUAAUCUACUGUCUGUUAACUCAACUCUUUCAACUCAUGCACAACUUGUGAAUUCAGAAGGCUUGAAUUUACUGGGUCAUGGAUGUAAAUUUGAUUUUCAAUGGGCACGGCGACGUUGAAUCUCCCUGCAUCAACCAAUGUUGAAAGAAUUCUUAUUUA
Molecule: messenger RNA, 1460 nt
Organism: Chenopodium quinoa (quinoa)
Lineage: Eukaryota; Viridiplantae; Streptophyta; Magnoliopsida; Caryophyllales; Amaranthaceae
Product: peroxidase 11-like
Exons: 4
Coding region: 81-1106 (341 amino acids)
Biological process (GO): hydrogen peroxide catabolic process; response to oxidative stress
Molecular function (GO): peroxidase activity; heme binding
Source: RefSeq, a predicted model, not a curated record